AUGAAUCGUCAACGGACAGCUAUGGGUAAACCCCCAACAAGGAGUCAUCGCAUUCUCGCUUUGGUUCCACCUGAACAUGGAAGAUCUGAUGCCAGUGGUGAAUCUUCUGGGGAAGAGGGUGAGGAAUCUCAUCUAUUUCGAAAUUGCGUAUUUUCAGACACAUCUUCUGAAAAUCCUUCAAUUGGCUCAUCCCUAGAGCGACUGGACUUGUUAUCUGAAGACAAUUUCGGACCCACUCUUGACCCUGAUCAAAAUUUCUUUGCACAAGAAUCAAAUUCAGAAGAUGAAACUGCACCGUCCCAUAUCCGUCAUCCAUGCUUUAUACCCGAAUCUGAUACUGAAUAUGAGCAUUCAUCACCACACAUUCUACAAAACACUAUUUCGCCAAAAACGAAUACCAACUAUGCUGGGGAUGAAAUUCAAGUGAUAUUACCAGAAGAGUCGUCACCCAUUGCAGUAAUGCCUUCUUGCUCAUCCUGGAAUGGAGACUUACCAUCUAUUCCGUCUAAUAUUUCAUCUCUUCCCUCUGAACCGUUUCCUACGCCAUCAACAUCAGCUGUGAGUAAAAAAAAAUCUCCCGCAAAAAGAUUGUCAAAACGAAAGAUUACAAAACAACAACAGCCUGCUCCUACUAAAAAGAACAGUAUUUUGCCAUACAUAUAG
Molecule: messenger RNA, 663 nt
Organism: Parnassius apollo (apollo)
Lineage: Eukaryota; Metazoa; Arthropoda; Insecta; Lepidoptera; Papilionidae
Source: the annotation of a GenBank genome assembly